AUGGUGAAUGUGAGUUCUACAAAGAAGUUUAAGACUUCUGAGAGCUUAAGACAAGGAGAUUCUCUUUCUCCUUUUCAAUUCUUGCUGGUAAUGAAGAUUUUGUCAAAGCUUGUUGAUGAUGCAGUUAUGAAUAAAAAAAUCAAUGGCUUUCAGGUGGUAGAGGAUGGAAUAAUGAUUUCACAUUUGCAAUUUGCAGAUGAAAUUUUUCUUUUUGUGGAUGCUAGAGAGAAAGAAAUUAAUUUGGAGAAGAGUACAAUGAUUAGUGUUGGGAAAGAUGAAGUUGUUGAUACUCUGGCAAUGAAGUUGGGUUGCAAGGUGGAAGAAUUACCAUUUUAG
Papaver somniferum (opium poppy) is the source of this 336-nucleotide messenger RNA. RefSeq lists its product as uncharacterized. Lineage: Eukaryota; Viridiplantae; Streptophyta; Magnoliopsida; Ranunculales; Papaveraceae. The transcript is spliced from 2 exons. Bases 1 to 336 code for a protein of 111 amino acids. The record is from RefSeq and is a predicted model, not a curated record.